AUGAAUAAAAUAUCUAUAGAAGAAUGUUAUAAAUCAAUCAAUGGAUAUACAUUGAGCAGCGAUCUCAAUUUGAAUAUACUAAAGAUAGAUGAAGAGCAAUUCAACCAAUCAUUCUCUAGGAAUGAGUAUUUCUUUACACCAUUCGAGCAGUUGUUCAAUAGGAAACUACCUAGUUAUCUAGAUAAUGAUUAUCAUAAUACACUCGAUAGUAACAGCAAUCAUAACGAAACAGAAACAAGUAGAAUAACAUUAAAUUCGAUAACUACAUUUACAACAACAACACCAGCAACAGCGACUACCAAUACCACAACAAAAAAAACAAAAUCACCUAAAAAGACUGCAACAACUACAUUGGAUAAGAAACAACGUGAACAAAAUGAAACGAAUCAAACGAAAGAAGAUCAUGGUAAAAAGUCAACUAGUGAUGCAACUCUACCGAAUUCAUUUGAAAAUCCUAGUCUUGCAUUGGUUAAACCAAGCGAUGUUCAAAAAUCUAAAUCAAAGAGUGCUGCUAGAACGGCGAUUCUUCUUGAUUCAUCAUCUCUUCCACCUAGUGUAGCACCAUCUAUAACAAAGAAACAACAACCACAACAGCAACAACAACCAUUACAACAAGAGCAAACAACACCAACAAAUAAUGAACAUGCAUCUCUUUCUCCAUCUACAGUAUCACCAGUUGUCAAACCAACAGUUGCAAUUCGAAAGCUACCAUCGAUUAGAAAUUCAAAAUUAAAUCCAUUAGAUAUCUCUUCAUCAAAAUCGAUUCAAUCAUUGCAAAAGAUCGCUGCUAAAUCGAGUGAGAACGACAAUGCUAUUGAAUAUCAACCUCCACCAACCAUACAAAAGCCAACACCAAAUCAACCAGCUGUUAAUCCACUAUCAUCUAGCUCUGCAUUUCCACAUUUACAUCAAUCGAUUGUUAAGAGACCAAAUCUAUAUCAUAGUAUAGAUGACGAAGUUGAGAAAUUAAUGAAUUUAAUCUUUAAUAGAAAAGUAGUACAGAUACAUUCACUACCUCGAUAUUACAAGUUAAUACAAUCAAUAGAUAUAUCAACUAUGAUUCCACAUGCGAGCGAUCCGAUAUUGAUGCAUCGUGGUACAGUUCUUCAACUAGGAAAAUGUCCGGUUUUCGAAAAGAUACCUCUAAACUCAGAAGUACCACUUUCAAACUAUUAUCCUUCACCGGAUGAACCAACUAUUUCAUCUACUUUUUGGACAAAGUCUACAAUCCCUACACUCUCAAAAGAUACAAACAUUCAAUCUUUAGUCGAAAAGAAUAAUAUAGAUAUAGUUUUAUCAUCAUCUUCGUUUGUUAAGCUUAUAAAUAAUGUUGCACCUUUUUCAGAAGAUUGGGAAAUACCUAUUACAUCAAGAGAUUAUGUCAAUGCAACUGGAGAGAAUAAAAAAGUAUAUAUUUUAGAUAAACCUUUAUUAAAGAAAUCGAUUACUCCAAAGGAAAAGAAUGAAAAGUAUUUCAAUUUGGCUGUAGAGUCUAUUGGAUUGACAAGAGGAGAACAAUCAAAUUAUCCACCCAUUCAUUUCUCAACGGAUGAAGAUACAACGAAACAAAAACACUUGACUUCAACAAAUUUGACGUACAACGUUUGGAGGUUUGGUGAGAUGAAGUUACUCAUUCGAUGUAAGAUUCAUGGUUUGGUACCAGAUCCAUCAUCGAAAUUAAAGGUCAGAUAUAUUGGUAUCAAGACAAAGUUGGAAUAUCAAGCCGAACGUGGUCUCGAAGAUGCCUCGGUGAGUGACACAGCCAAGUGGUGGUCAUACACAUACAUUCGACCGGAUGCACAUCUGAUUUUCGCUCGUGUCAAUGUUUGGAAUCGUAAACUAUUGGCACUGGAGAAAAAAGAUAUGACUCAUAUUCUUCAUCCCAAGUGUCAGUUCAACCCGUCCAAGAGCUCGAAAAUAACGAUGGAGCUUCUAAAGCAUAUCAAGAAUCUGUCGGGUGGUGAUCGGUUCUUGAUGGUUCACAAGAGUUUGGAAAACUUUGUACAUAUUCACCAACAAACUGAAACCAAUCAAACUGAAAAUCCAAAUGAUAUCAUCUAUGAUCUGCAUCAAUUACAUCAGGGUCUACCAAUUGUGAAUCACGACGUGCAACCUGUAACAUUAAUUCCUCUACCAGCUCCACCUCAACCACCUGCACCAAUCAUCAAGAAUCAAGCAUCGACCAACAACAGCGAUAUCAAAGUAUGUUUUUCUUUUGCCAACAAUGGUCAAUGUUCAAAUCCAAACAACUGCAAUUUCAGUCACCUUACGAUGGCACAGGUCAAAGAGAGAAAUCUUGAACAUCAAUUAAACCCAUCAAAGAAGAGAAAGGCAUCUCAACAAAAGAAAAAGAAAGAAAAGAAAUCAAAAAAGCAACAAGCAUCAACGUCUGAUGGUGAACAUGAUUCUGGUCCUGCAGAUUCAAUGGAUUCAACAUCCGACCUUUCUUAUAUAAAUUCUUUACUCUCUUAA
Molecule: messenger RNA, 2472 nt
Organism: Heterostelium album PN500
Lineage: Eukaryota; Evosea; Eumycetozoa; Acytosteliales; Acytosteliaceae
Exons: 5
Coding region: 1-2472 (823 amino acids)
Biological process (GO): positive regulation of transcription by RNA polymerase III; snRNA transcription by RNA polymerase III; snRNA transcription by RNA polymerase II
Cellular component (GO): transcription elongation factor complex
Molecular function (GO): metal ion binding
Source: RefSeq, a predicted model, not a curated record